UGCCGCCCCCGCCGGCUCGCCUUUACAUGCCAUGCCGUGAACCCGCAGCGAUCCGUCGCCCCUUCGUCUCCCGCACGACACAGAGCUAGCCACUAGGCAGGCGGGCGGGCGGCCAUGAGCGCAAAGGACAACCAUAAGCAGCAGCAGCAGCGUGCCGUGGCGCGGAUGGUGGCGGCGGCCAUGUCGACUCCGUGCUCCAUCAAGCCCCUGCUCGUCGCCAUCCCCCUCGCCCUCGGCUUCGCGCUCGGCAUCGUGGCGACCCUGUCCCUGAUGGGCUCCACGGCGUCGUCGGCUCUACCAGGUGCCGCCCUCGAGCUCUUCUUCCCGUCGCCCCCCGUCAACGUGUCCACCGAGGUGCGCCGCCGGCAGCCACCGCGGCCGGCGCAAGUGCACCCACAGGCGGCACCGGCCGUCUCGCCGCCGGUGGCUCAUGCAGGCAUUAGAAGGCAUGCGGGUCCGCCGCCAGUACAACGACGACAGGCGGCACCAGCAACCGGUGUCUCGUCUCCGCCGUCGCCGCCGGUGGUUGAUGCCGGCAGUGCCAACAAGCGUGCGGCUAUGCCUGUGAAUGUGACCACUACUAAUGAGGGUGGCGAGCGGGCGGUGGUCGACGACGACGACCGGCUGAUGGCGCUGGCGGCGGCGGCGCCGAGGACGGUGCGCGCGGCGGCGGGGUGCGCGCCCAAGGUGGCGUUCCUGUUCCUGGCCAAGUGGGACCUGCCGAUGGCGCCGCUGUGGGAGCGCUUCUUCGAGGGCCACCGCGGGCUAUACUCCGUCUACGUCCACACCGACCCGGCCUUCAACGCCUCCGCCGCCGCCGCCCCGGACAGCGGCUCCGCCUUACACCGCCGACACAUUCCCAGCAAGGAGGUAAAAUGGGGCCACAUAAGCAUGGUGGAAGCCGAACGACGUCUCUUGGCGCAUGCACUGUUGGACCACUCCAACGCCCGCUUCAUCCUCCUAUCAGAGUCACACGUCCCACUCUUCGACUUCCCCACCGUCUACUCCUACCUCAUCAACUCCACCAAGGUGUACAUGGAGUCCUAUGAUGAGCUGGGCGGGACGGGCCGGGGCCGAUACAAGCGUGGCAUGGCACCCACUAUCAUCCCUUGGCAGUGGCGCAAGGGCUCACAGUGGUUCGAGAUGGACCGUGCCCUUGCCGUCGACGUCGUUGCUGACGACGUCUACUUCCCGGUCUUCAAAAAGUUUUGCAAGCGCAAUUGCUACGCCGACGAGCACUACCUUCCGACGUUCCUCCACAUCCGGCACCCUGAGGCGGCCGCCGGACGAACCGUGACGUGGGUUGACUGGUCCCAUGGCGGCCCCCACCCGUCGAGGUUCACGAGGAUGGAGGUCACGGUGGAUUUCCUGCAGUGGCUUAGGGGCGGGACGACAUGUGAGUACAAUGGGAGGACCACCACCGUCUGCUUCUUGUUCGCGAGGAAGUUCCUGCCCAACUCGCUCACCCGCUUCUUGAGAUUCGCACCGAAGGUGAUGGGCUUUGGCUGAAGGAUCGAUGCAUAUACGGGAUUAGACAAAGAACAAUUCAACUUUUAAAUUCUAAGUAGGAUACAUUAUCACACAAUUCUUUGACUAAUGUUCACGUUUCUGUAAAGCAGCUCUCUAUACUAUGUAUACUUAAGGAUAUACGUUCAUUUUCUCUAAUCCGUCCUUUUAGAAUUCAUUUUGUAAUAGCCAAUGUACAUAACCGUCUCCAUGAAUUUGGGCCCUCGGGCAAAAUGUAAAGUGGG
Messenger RNA from Triticum dicoccoides, 1751 nucleotides. RefSeq names its product glycosyltransferase BC10-like. The transcript has 2 exons. Gene Ontology annotation, molecular function: glycosyltransferase activity. Bases 115 to 1509 code for a protein of 464 amino acids. Gene Ontology annotation, cellular component: membrane. The record is from RefSeq and is a predicted model, not a curated record. Lineage: Eukaryota; Viridiplantae; Streptophyta; Magnoliopsida; Poales; Poaceae.